AGCUGGCGUUUUGAUAGGUCCCAUAUUUGAAUUUACUUAUUUUACUUAGCUACAAAGAUAUAAAGGUGUGGAAUGAGAGUAUAACAAAUGUUUUAAGAUUUAUCCAUUAUUAACACUACGGGUUUUAAGAUAGGCCAUUUCCUUAAAAUUUUUUUUAAGUUUUUAAGGAAGGUAUCGAGAUGUAUUAUUUAGAAUUCAUAUUUACAGGGCUAGUAAUUUCACUUGGAUCAGAGAGAAUUUAUUGAAUUACUUGAUUCCAAACAUAUAUUAUUUCUAUUAAUCGUUAUGUUCCUUAAAAUCCCAUAUUAAACCCGUUUAUUCUAUACGCAGUCAAAGCAUUUGCAAUCUUUCUUCAGAAACCAUUGCAAAGAAGCAGUCAGGAAAGGGAUUUAUAUUUACAUAUAUACUCUGACAAUUCGAGGGAGGUUUGAAUACCAGGUUUUGCGUGAGUGCUGUGCAAAUUAUGCUGCGUUAGGUGUUUCGGUCAUCCAUUCUGCCACGCAAGUAAUCCCCUCCGAUCCGAUCCUGCAGCUCACCAUUGAUCAAUUCCUGCAACUGCAAGAGCGGAUCCGUAACUUCGAGGGCAUGCUUGGCGGCGGCAGCGGGGAGCGUCUGUGCACGCCAAGCACUUCGGCCGGCCCCUUCCGCAUCUUCUCCGUGGCCGGAUUCCAGAACCGGGCCAAUGACAUUGUCUACUGCCCGCCGAUCGUGCGCCAGCACUCUGUGCACGUGCCGGAGGACUCAACGGCCAUCAUUUACUUUGGCGGCGACGUACAGGACUUCCCGGAGAGCAUGGAAACGAACCGAGAUAGCCGGGGCUACAUGAAGUACAACCUCGAGAACUCGGCGAUCCUUCUGCGCGAGGCUUUUCCUAGGUCACACAUCAUCGUCAUUCGGCCAGUGCGCAUGGAGUUUAAGACAUUCAGCUGCUUUGACAACUUUGUGAGGGGCAACAACGCUGGAGUUCCGGAUCACACGCCCAUGAAUCAUGCCCUCCAGCAUCUAGAAAAACUGCUCCAGAAUCUGUCGCAGCGGCUGAUAUCCAUACCAGAGAACGAAAUCCUGGAUCAGGCCGCUCAGGCGGCAGCAGCUGCGGCGGCGGUGGCUGCUGCUGCUGCUGCCGCUGCCCUGACGCUUUCCAACGCCACGGUCACCUCGGAGUCCAACUCGCAGUCGGCACCGGCCAGCGACAGCAGCCAGGAGAUGGACAUUGACAUUCUGCAAGUGCAGGAGAAUAUCACAGUGGACGCGGAUGGGGCGGUUAUAUUUCCCAUUGUGGGCAGCGAUGCGCCGGAGACGGUGAACAAUGUGACCGGAAAUAAUGGCAACAUCGACGCCGGAAACGAUGACGGUGUGAACAACCACCGGGAGCAGGCGAAUAACCAGCCAAUGCAACCGCAGCAGACGGCGGCGGCCAUAAAGAUGACUUCUCCCACAACGGCGCUAAAUGCCACCAACAACGUGGAGCACUACAACAACGAUUGUGCCACGAGGCCGGUUCCUGCCACCACUGCAACAUCAGCCGCGGCAACGGCCACAUCCGCAUCCACGGCAACCGGCGACAGCAAUCCGCUGUGGUGGCGUGAGAACCUCAACCUAGACAAGUCCAAGCUGGUACUGAUUGGCUUCAGCAAGGGCUGCGUCGUGCUCAAUCAAUUCAUCUACGAGUUUCACUAUCUGAAAACACUGACGCCCGACGACAGCAGCAUGUGCCGACUGCUCUCCCGCAUCUCGGACAUGUACUGGCUGGAUGGCGGGCACGGGGGCCAGAAGAACACAUGGAUCACCUCCCGCAGUCUACUGGAGACGCUCACGCGCAUGGCAGGCAUGAACAUCCACGUUCACCUGACGCCCUACCAAGUGCAGGACGAUCGCCGACCCUGGAUUCGCAAGGAAGAGAAGCUGUUCACGGAGAUGCUGAGGCGGCUGAAUGCCCCGAUUACCCGGCACUUGCACUACGACAACCAGCCUGCGAACCUAAUGACCCACUUUGAGGUGCUUCAGGCUUUCUGCCAGCAUGUUCAUGCCCUGAACCAGCAGCAACAACAGCUCCAGCAGCAGCAGCAGCAACAGGGUGUGGGGAUCAGCGAGCAGUCGGCGGCGACUGUGGCCACCAACAAUGGUAGCAACAGUCUGUUGGAAGCCGGCGAGGAGGCAAAGUGA
Molecule: messenger RNA, 2163 nt
Organism: Drosophila elegans
Lineage: Eukaryota; Metazoa; Arthropoda; Insecta; Diptera; Drosophilidae
Product: UPF0565 protein C2orf69 homolog
Exons: 5
Coding region: 586-2163 (525 amino acids)
Cellular component (GO): mitochondrion
Source: RefSeq, a predicted model, not a curated record